Molecule: messenger RNA, 1350 nt
Organism: Drosophila pseudoobscura
Lineage: Eukaryota; Metazoa; Arthropoda; Insecta; Diptera; Drosophilidae
Exons: 2
Coding region: 47-1309 (420 amino acids)
Source: RefSeq, a predicted model, not a curated record
AUUAACAAAAGCACACAAACCCAAGACCUGAGCUACGGUUAGGACCAUGCCCAAAGAAGCCACAGAGAAGACACAUCCGGCACCUGCAUGGCUGACCCAGGACUACGUGCAGAAGAAGUUGCGGAUCUUCUUCAAAGAUGACACUCUCAAAUUGGAAAAGCUGAUCAUCAAGCCAGCCAUUGCGAAUGGCGAGAACUUUGGCAGUGUGAUGACUCGUAUCAAUUUGGAAUAUACAACGAAACCCUCCAAGGGCACACAGACCACUACGUUUUUGGUGAAGACUACUUUUACGAGCAAGGAUCCGGCUGCUGAUGUGCUCUUCCCUUAUGGCGUUUACGUCAGGGAAAUGGAUAUGUAUGAGAACAUCCUGCCUCAGUUGGCGGAGAUAGCCAGACAGGAGCUCAAGGAUCAGCGGAAACUGUUUGCGGCCACCGUCAACGUGGAUCGCGAUAGGGGCUCCAUCAUCUUUGAGGACAUGUCGCUGGGGCAGUACAAGGUUGCCGAUCGGCUUAAGAAACUGGAUCUGGAGCAUACGCAUCUGGUGCUGGAGAAAAUGGCCACCUUUCAUGCCACAGCUGCAGCUCUAAGCGAACGGAAGCCAGGCAUUUUUGCCAAGGAUUACGAUCGGGGAUUCUUUAAUAAACAUACCCGUGCCUACCAGCCGAUCAUGAGGAAUCUUCUCAAGGCCCUAUCUCGCUCGUUAAAGCUGGACAAGGAACUACAGCAACGCUACCAGUCGAAGAUCGAUCAUCUCGUGGAUAAUAUCAUGGACUAUGGCGAACGAUCCACAACCAUAAGACCCGGGGACUUUGUGACUUUGGCCCAUGGGGAUCCCUGGACUACAAACUUCAUGUUCCAAUAUGACGCAAAGGGACAUCCCAGCAACAUGAUCUUCAUAGACUUUCAGUUUAGUGUUUGGAAUUCUCCGGCCAUCGAUCUGCAUUACUUCUUCUCCACAUCGGUGCACGAUGAUCUUCGGCUGCACCAUCAGACGAAGCUGGUGCAGUUCUACUACUAUAAGCUGGUGGCGGGCCUAAAAAAGGUCAAUUAUGGCGGCAAGGUCCCAACUUUGUUUGACUUUCAACUGCAGUUCAAGGCAAGAGCCUUCUACGCUGUUUUCUGUUCCCUACUCUUCGAGCCUGUGAUGCUCUAUGAGGGCAAGGAGGAGUCAUCCAUGGAACAGGUUCUGUCAGAGUCCGAAGGCGCCAUACGGUAUAAAGAUAGUAUCUUUCAGGUGGAGUCCGUCAGAAGGAAAUUGCAUCUAACACUUCCGUUUCUGGAUCAGCAGGGAUUGCUGGACGAAAUGUGAUUUACUUAACAAUAACAAUAAAAUUGCAAUUUCACCAUUAG